GCAUUUCAUGACUUUGGAGUCUCCGUUCAAUUAAACCAUAAGUUGUGGAACGCAUGAGAACACCCGCACAACCAACCCAACACUCGGUCCAUCUUCCUUCUCCGUCGCGCACAUGGCUUACCCAUCGCUCCUCGUCGCCGUCUUCGCCGUACUGCUUCUAGCCGCCGGCGCCGCCGCACGCCCCGGCGUGCACUUCCAUCCAUGUAAGACCCUCUUCAUCUCCUACACCUUCACCUCCUCCGAAUCGUUCGAUCUUCCACAGAUCCCCGACCAUCGCAACCCCUCUUCCUCUCCGUCCUCCGGCGGAUACUUUGCCGUUUAUCGUAUUUUCCGUCCUCUGCGCCCUAUCACCUCUUCAAGCGCCUUUGCGCUACCUUCAAGCACCCUCCGCCCGAUGAUCGUCGAUCGCCCGCGCCGCCCAGCGGAGGUGGUCCAGGCGGAGGCCUCCUUCGGCAUGAGCUCACUCCAGGAGAGGGCCAAGGAUAUCCUCGUCGUCGUUGCCGGGCUCCUCUUUGGCGUAGGAUGCGGUGCUCUCACCGGCGCGAUCAUGUACCUAGCGUGGUCUCUCUUCGCUAAUCACUACGACAUCUGCAGCUAUGGCGAUGGCGAGGAAGAUGAGGAGGAUGAAUCUCCUAAGAAGAUGGGGUAUAUUAAGAUCGCGGAGUCGGUGCCGGCGAAAGAAGGGUACGAGGGACAUUAGGGUUUUCGUUAAUAAGGCUUUGGGAUGAUAAUACUUUUAUAUCAUACUCUUAAUACGUAAGUUUUCACGGACGCAUAUGUUAUCUUUCUGCUAUUGUUUUACACUGUUGCCCUAUUGUGGGGUGUUUGACAUGAAUUGAUGCGAAUUGUAUGCCUGAUAUGGCCAUCAAUGCAUCUUACUUAACUUUCUGUGGAUUAA
Molecule: messenger RNA, 898 nt
Organism: Phalaenopsis equestris
Lineage: Eukaryota; Viridiplantae; Streptophyta; Magnoliopsida; Asparagales; Orchidaceae
Exons: 1
Coding region: 113-700 (195 amino acids)
Source: RefSeq, a predicted model, not a curated record